Molecule: messenger RNA, 2872 nt
Organism: Physella acuta
Lineage: Eukaryota; Metazoa; Mollusca; Gastropoda; Physidae
Product: nuclear valosin-containing protein-like
Biological process (GO): ribosome biogenesis
Cellular component (GO): nucleus
Molecular function (GO): ATP binding; RNA binding; preribosome binding
Source: RefSeq, a predicted model, not a curated record
GAGUCUUUAAAGAUAAAUGUCUAAACUAGUAAACCCAUAGAGAACAUGUAUAUAGAUUUUUUGUCUACAUAUUAUAUUAUUUGGCAAUAUUCUAGUCCGUAUAUCUGGUAUAAAAAAACACCUUUUAAAACAAGUGCAGAUAACUAGCAAAUCAACAAAACUAUAAAUCUCUCAUGAUUUAAUAACUCGUUGAAGAUUCUAUCGAGAUCUAGUCUAGACUAGAUAGAUCUAUUCUAAAGUAAUCUAAAGUGACUAGAAAAAAUAGUCUAUAGAUCUAGAUCUAGAUCUACACAUUUACACAAGAUCUAGAAAAUCUGAUCUUGUUGGAGUUUUUUGAAGGCUACAAUAUAUACAAUUACAAUUUAAAACUUUAUCAUGCCUAAACCAGCAUAUUUUUUAGAUGACCGACUAGUACCACGUAUAAAACAGAUCUUGAAGGCAGAGGCUCACCCAAUGACAGCACAUGAUGUGGCAGAAAGACUUCUAGAGCAGUACAGUGAUUAUGCAAGGAAAAAGAAGAAUAUGUUUUUAAAGAGUGUAGAGAAAGGAUUUGUCAAAGCUUGUCAAGAAUUAGUCCAAGAAGGAAUGAGCACAGCAGACUCCAACAGUGAAGAUGAUUCAAGCCUUGGAGUGGACAAGAACAUCAUGAACAACAUGAUUUCCCAAAUGUACAGGAGAAAUGAUUGUGUAACAGAGGACAGCGCAGGUUUAAAGGUUGGUGGAACUAGUCAAAAUAUACUGUUAGAGAUUUCACAAGCUGACAGGAAUGCUCCACCCCCAACACAAGCUGACAGGAAUGCUCCACCCCCAACACAAGCUGACAGGAAUGCUCCACCCCCAACACAAGCUGACAGGAAUGCUCCACCCCUAACACAAGCUGACAGGAAUGCUCCACCCCCAACACAAGCUGACAGGAAUGCUCCACCGCGAAAGAGAAAAAGACUGCCACAAGCGCUAGAGGAAAGGAAAAUCCGUCAAUUAGUCCAUCCAGGUGUCACAUUUGAGAGUAUUGGGGGAAACACACACAUCUUGAAGCACAUCGAAGAGCGUUGCCAUUUCCUGGCCUACCCAGAGCUGCUUGAAAAGAUCAAGGGAGACCUGCCUAAAUGUUUCUUGUUCCACGGACCAACUGGAUGUGGGAAAACUUUAUUGGCCAACGCUAUAGCUGGGGAAUACAAGCUGCCUCUACUAGCAAUGACAGCCACUGAAUUGAUUGGCGGGAUCUCAGGGGACUCAGAGUCAAAUAUCAGGGACCUGUUUCUUCAGGCAGCGGAAUCUGCUCCAUGUGUCCUGUUAAUUGACGAUAUUGAUGCCAUCGCUACUAAGAGAGAAACAGCUAGCAAAGGAAUGGAGACCAGACUUGUAACUCAACUGGCAAACAGCAUGGAUGACUUGCGCAGUAAAAAUGUCUGUGUGCUUGUCAUCUGCGCCACCAAUCGGCCCAACAGUUUGGAUGAAGCCUUUAGAAGAACAGGAAGAUUUGACAUUGAAUAUGCCUUGAGGUUUCCCAAUAGAGAGGGCAGGAAAAGCAUCCUGGACGCCUUGUGCCGCGAUGUUGUGCUGGGUGAGGACGUGUCCCUGUCUGACGUGGCUGACCUGACCCCUGGCUAUGUGGGCAGUGACCUUAAGACCCUCAUCUCUAUCACCAACGCCUGCGCCUUCAACAGAAAACUUUUAGAGCUUGCUGGCCCACCAGAAGGAAACAAAAGACUGAGGAAAGUCAUCUUCUCAGCGGAGGAUCUUGACAAUUUUCAAUUGACCCUGCUCAAGUCGGAUUUUCAAAAAGCUAUGACAGAGGUCAAGCCAACAGCCAAACAAGAAGACGUGCUACUGGUCCCCAACACAACAUGGGAUGAUAUUGGAGGUCUGGACAACAUCAGGAAGCAGCUCAACUUGUGCAUUAUGGUGAGUACUGCUAGGUACUCCACGCUCAACUUGUGCAUUAUGGAAAGGACCAAAAGACCAGAAUUGUAUCAAGCCUUGGGCAUGUCUUCAGCUGCUGGUGUCUUGCUGGUCGGACCUCCUGGCUGUGGGAAAACAUCUGUGGCUAGGGCAGUAGCUAAUGAAGCUGGGAUCAACUUUCUUUAUAUCAAAGGUCCGGAACUGCUCAACAAGUAUGUGGGAGAGAGUGAAAAAAAUGUCAGAGAUCUGUUUAAAAGAGCAGGCAGCUUGGCGCCAUGUGUCAUAUUCUUUGAUGAGAUAGAUUCCAUCUGCCCUCGCAGGUCUUCCAGCUCUGAGGAGAACUCAACUAGCCGUGUGACUAACCAACUACUUUUGGAGAUGUCUGGCCUGGAGCAGAGGACAGAAGUCUACGUCAUUGCAGCAACUAACAGACUGGACAGACUUGAUAAAGCAUUCCUGCGCCCUGGUCGGAUGGAUAAAAUCAUUUAUGUGGGCCUGCCCACCCCUAAUGGUAGGGUGGAGAUUCUACGAGCCUUGACAAAGAAUGGAACUCGACCAAAGUUAGCCACUGAUGUCGACUUAAACAAGAUUGGCAGAGACAAAAGAUGUGAUGGCUUUUCAGGGGCAGAUCUAGGGAAUUUGGUUCAGGUGGCGAGGGAAGUAUGCCUGGAGCAAAUCAUUGAAGCCACUGCAACCUAUGACGGUAGUUUUCUACCUCAGGUCAAUCUGGCACAUUUUGAAGUGGCUUUUGGAAAAGUCAAACCAUCUGUGGAUAAUGAGGCCAAAAGAAAUUAUGAAGCUGUCAGGAAACUUCUGGAACAUAAAGCAGCACAAGUACCAGAUGGAUUGUCUCCCAUGGAGCUUGAAUGAUGACCAGUGGACUAAGGCUACCUUUCAGUUCAAUUGUUAACAAAACCAAAAACUUUCAUGUCCAAUUUUAUUUGUAAAUAAAACAAAACUUUGACUUUAA